UGUUCAGCUUCCUGUAGAAGAAGAAGAAGAAGAAGGAGCAGGAGGAGGUUUUCGUGUUUGUUAGCAGUGAUGGCGUCGUACUGUGGAAUAUUUGUGUUCAUGAUUUCUUCUCUUUUGGUCUGCGCUUUGGCAGAGACGCGGCAGUUUACCGCAGAAAAUGUGAUCAACGUGACCGCCGUUAGUGAAAACGAAGAGUCAACCUACAACGUGCAGAUCAGUUUGAACAUCACCCUGGCGGACAACAAGACGAGCGUCAACGGGGUUCCGCUCAAGCCGCAGGAGGUGAUGAGGAUGCCGUGCCAGGCUUUGCUGUUAUACGGCAGUAACGCGAGCCUGAGCGACGGCGCUGAGACGUUCCUCAGCAGUGUGUUGAGGCUGAUGCUGGAUCACUCGUACCUGCAGAGCGAAGCAGGAGACGAGGUGCUGCUCCUGACUAUAGGGCAGGAGAUGAUCCAGCUGGGUGAAGAGAAGGUUUGGCAACCGGACGUGUGGGAAGUGAAAAUGCUGUUGAACCAGAGCUCAGAGGAGGUGACCCGAGAACAAUCCACCUACCCGGCGAGAUCCAGCAAGAUCGUGGCCAUGCCGCGGGAGAACGACUUCAUCAUGAGCGAGGAGUUCGUGGCUAAAACAGUCGACGAGCAGGUUCUACACACCACCAGUCACUACCCGCUGAAGCAGGCCGAAACCACACAGGAGGAGACGGCCGCGCCGGGGAAACUCCCUGAGACGCCGCUGCGGAUGGAACCCGACGUUCUCUUCGAGCACGGAGAGGAGGACACAUUCAAUCCCGAUGACCUGCUUCCAGACGUCCCUCUCCACAAGCCGCACUCGUCUUAUAACGUGGUCUGUCGUUGGGUGGAGGAGCUCCGGGACAAACUGAGGCGCUUCUGCACCGAGUCUCUGCCGCUCUUCUUCCUCAUCAUGUGGGUGGUGGUGGUCGGCGUGGUCGGCUCGGCGGUCAUCAUCAAGAUCCUCGACCUCCUGUUUCCCACGUGUGAACACAAGGGUUUCUUUCAUCUGAACCCAGAGACCCUGAUGCCUGAGGAGGAGAAGCAGAGCCUGAUAGAGAACAUGGAGCUGGGAGUGGAACAAGAGAAGAGCAGUGUGAAAGCAGAGCUGUACUGAUCCCCUUCUCCUACACUGUUAAUGCAUUUUCUGUGAGUUGUUUUUUUUUUUUUUCUUUUCUUUUCAUCCCUUUUUUCAAAUGUAGCACUUUACUCAUUUCAGAUUCGCUCCUUUAUUCAAAAGGACGAACGAUGUUUCCCAGUUCACCAAGGCAUUACCUGGAUUUGUUUUUGCUGUUGCAUUGUGUGUAAAACGCAGGCCGAGUUUUGGGGGGGAAAAAUGAUUGUAGUGAAUAAUGUAUUUAUGCACUUAAUCGAAAAGUAGUUUCGGGACCACUAUCUGUGUUUAAAGUGGAGGACGGUCGCACGCUUUUCCUUUUGUGGAGAAGAAAAAGUCAAAAUAUUCCCAAUUGUUAAAGAUUGCACUUUUUUUUUGGGAAAUUGAUGUUAUUUCACUCAUGUUCUGUGCUUUGAUGGUGUCCUGAAUAAGCUGCUCGAGUUGUAAAACCUAAAUCUACGUGGCAUGUGUCUCGUGCGUUUACGAUGACCACCGUUUAGUUCAUGGAAUGAGCCACUCCCCUUUCAGCCCUUUGAAAAAUGCGUAAAAUCGUGAAUCGUGUGUGGAGCACAAGCGUGCAUGCUUCAGGACACAAUUUUACUUCAUCCUGGUACUGUAUAUAGGACUUUAUUACAUAGACAUCAUGAUCAGCUUAAAAAUACACCUGGGACACUAGAAAAAAAACCACUGAUUGGAAGUAGUGUGUUUGAAAUUCAUCCUCGAUGCAGCACCUCGAAUGAAUGGCAGUGUAUUAAAAAAUGUUAUUGUGCAUUAUAAAAUAUUUGGUAUGUGAAGACGAUUCCAAUAAAUCACAGCCUUGACUUUAA
Molecule: messenger RNA, 1949 nt
Organism: Silurus meridionalis
Lineage: Eukaryota; Metazoa; Chordata; Actinopteri; Siluriformes; Siluridae
Gene: ginm1
Product: glycoprotein integral membrane 1
Exons: 8
Coding region: 70-1125 (351 amino acids)
Source: RefSeq, a predicted model, not a curated record